Molecule: messenger RNA, 924 nt
Organism: Brenthis ino (lesser marbled fritillary)
Lineage: Eukaryota; Metazoa; Arthropoda; Insecta; Lepidoptera; Nymphalidae
Source: the annotation of a GenBank genome assembly
AUGUCGGAAAGAAAAGUUUUAAAUAAAUACUAUCCUCCGGACUUCGAUCCUUCAAAGAUCCCUCGUAUGAAGCUAGCCAAAAAUCGUCAAUAUACUGUUCGAUUAAUGGCUCCAUUCAAUAUGCGAUGUGCUACUUGUGGCGAGUACAUUUAUAAGGGCAAAAAAUUUAAUGCGCGUAAAGAGGAUGUAGAAAAUGAAGAUUAUCUAGGCAUAAGAAUUUAUAGAUUUUAUAUAAAAUGUACCAGAUGUCUUCAGGAAAUAUCAUUUAAAACAGACCCAAAGAACACAGAUUAUGAAAUAGAAGCUGGUGCCACCAGAAAUUUUAUGGCUUUAAAACUAGCUGAAGAACAAGCAAAGAAAGAAGAAGAAGAACAAAAGGAAGAAGAAGCAAACAACCCUAUGAAGUUACUUGAAUAUAGAACAGAACAGUCAAGACAAGAGAUUGAGGUACUUGAAAGUCUUGAAGAGUUAAAGGAGUUAAAUCGACGUCAGCACACUGUGGAUUACGAGAGCUUACUCAAGCAGUACCAACCUGAGACAACAGAAGAAAGGCUAAAGAGAGAACAGAAAGAAGAUGAUGAAUUUAUCAAAUCAGUUAAAUUCAAUAACAAAACCAAACACAAAAUUGUCACAGAAGAAAUAAUAGAAGAAGUAGAUGAUCAACCAAAAGUAAAACACCAAAAAAUUGAAAUAUUACCUACAAAAUCUACAGAUGUUAAGAAAAGUGAAUCAUGGAACAGAAGUAUAGGAGUAUCUAAGAAGCCCUUAAAUAAUCUAGUUAAAGCGAAGAAGAUUAACGAAGAAAAGGAGAAAGAGAAGCCAAGUCAAAGUGAGAGUUUAGUUAAAAGUGAAGUGAAAAGUGUUCCCACAGCGUCAGGACUCUCGUUGUUGGCGAGCUAUUCUGGCAGUGAUAGUGACUCACAG